GGUCUGCAAUAGUGAACGUGGCUAUGAAUCCGUCAAUAUCACCCAAACAUACCCUGAUCGUUCCGCAGACUCUACGUCAACGCCAUGUCUGCGUUGCGUCGACCAAUUCGGACUCCUUUCAUCGCUGCGUGUCUUGUACUUCUAUCCGUUCUGACUUUCUGGAAACUGAGCUCGAAUGUUCCCAAUAAACCUUAUGGCAGCAUCGCUAUUAACGAAGGCCCGGUGGACAAGGCCCUAGUCAUCGCUUCCAUGAAGCAUGAGAAUACAUCUUGGUUCUACGAUGAGCUUCCGGAGUGGCGCAAACAUGUCUAUGUAGUGGACGAGCCAACCGCGGAGCUCACGGUGCCGUUGAAUAAGGGUCGUGAAUCAAUGGUGUAUCUUUCCUUCAUCAUCGACAACUACAACAAAUUGCCAGCAAACAUUCUCUUUCUCCACGCGCAGAGAUACCAAUGGCACAACGACGAUCCCGACUAUGACGGCCUGUCGGUUCUGCGACAAUUUCGCAUACCUUACCUUCAGGAGAAAGGGUAUCUUAACCUGCGGUGUGUAUGGGUUCUGGGUUGCCCGACCGAGAUCCGCCCGUUCAAAGAUGCAGUAGACCCAGCCCAAACUCAAGCUCAUGCGGGUCAUUUCUACAAGCAAGCCUUUGAAGAGCUCUUCCCAGGUCGCGACGUUCCAGAGGCAGUUGGUGUCUCUUGCUGUGCGCAGUUUGCUGCUACGAAGGAAAAGAUACAAGAACAACCAGUUGAGUACUAUGAACGCAUUCGAGAUUGGUUGCUUGCGACACCGUUGGAAGACUCGAUCAGUGGAAGGAUUGUAGAAUAUUCCUGGCAUAUGAUAUUUGGGCAAGAACCUAUCCAUUGUCCCGACGCGAAUGUGUGCUAUUGCAAAAUGCUUGGUUUGUGCGAUCUGCAGUGCACCAGUGGCGCUUGCGACGGUCGGUAUGCACUGCCUCCGUUCGCAACUCUCCCUGUAGGAUGGCCGAUCCUUGGUUGGCAUGGCGAGCAGCGAACGCUUGGAGUUCCGGGUUGAGGAAGACAUGUCGCGGAGUGGUCUGUGAGAGUAACCAUGGCAGUCAAUGUAGCUGCCAACCCGAUGUAUGAUAAUACGCUCGACCGUUGAACGCUUGCUGUAGUCAGCAAAACACUAGGCAACCCGGGACGACUGUCUAGAGAUGUGAUCGGCCUAAUGGGCCUGAGCAUGCGAAUUAGCUGUCGUCAAAGAGAAAGACCGCAUCGGCCAAUUGCAGCCGCCUUCGGCCGUCUGACUUCACGUAUAUCGCGACUGAAGAUCUGCAAGUGUCGAAAAGCCUCGUAUUAAAAUUACUAAGUUAUGCCUGGUCCAGCGACUGUGCCAGA
Alternaria rosae is the source of this 1358-nucleotide messenger RNA. RefSeq lists its product as uncharacterized. The record is from RefSeq and is a predicted model, not a curated record. The transcript is spliced from 3 exons. NCBI's taxonomy places the organism in Eukaryota, Fungi, Ascomycota, Dothideomycetes, Pleosporales, Pleosporaceae. Bases 85 to 1032 code for a protein of 315 amino acids.